AUGUUCAUCCGGGCGUUCUCGGCAUUGCUCUUUCUAACUCUCAUCAUCCUAUUGAUACCCCUCACCUUCGACAUCGGUGGGCGCGACGCUGGCCUCGCAUUCUCUCUGUCGAUCGCUUCCUUCUACUUCAUCGUCUCCCUCCUACGGAUUUCUACUCCUGAUGGAUCAAGAUUUAGGUCGACAAUCAUAAAUAUCUUGCGGGGUCUACAAUGGCUCGUCCUGCCCGGGCUGUGUAUCUGGGCGCUGGGAAGGUUCUCGGUGGAUGCAAACAACAGUGGAGGCUGGGUUGAAAGAACUUUCCAGCCGAAGACCGGCUUUGUCAAGUCGCAUCCAAGUUUCCGUGAUUCCAUCUUCGGACCGGAAGGCCUGCUCGAAAAUGCCGCCAUCGGAGGCUGGGAUCUGCUGCUGCGCUGGUCGUCACCGGUCUUCCAACUGCUCGAAGGUUUCUGCAGCUUGCUGGUCAUUCAAGCAGUCGGACAACUCUCGAGAUGGCUGGUCAACAGGAGCGAGUGGAGUGAUGCCUGGUUACUGACGCUCUUGGUGACCGCAGCUGGCGUCGUAUCGAGCUCGGUCUACUUCCUAUGGCGAGUUCUACAGUUCCCCGAUAUCUCAAACCUUGAUUCCACCCUCAUCGGUAUUGCCAUUGCCUCUGCCAUAUUUCUUUGUGCAUAUGGCGUUGUCUCGGGGCGUGGCACGGCAGUCGAAUCAUCUCUCCUUUUCGCCUACAUUGUGUUGUGCAUCUACCAAAUCUUUACCGACUACAAGCCCAACCCCAGCGGUUCUGAGGCCAGUGCCGCAACUUCAGCUCCCGAUUUUCCGCCCUUUCCGCCAAUUAUCAUGUCUUCCUACACCGCAAUCAUGCACGCCCUGUCCUCACUCCCCGGAGUGCUUGUCAACGCCUUGGAUUUCACAGCGGCUGCUUUCAAGGCUGUCACACCAUCAGUACUUAUCUCACUCGGGUAUCGACUGUUCGUCUUCUACGCCUCAACUCGCAUCAUCCCGGCCGUCAACGAAAGCGGAGCGCGAAUCCUGAGCAUGGAACCAUCCCUCGACGAUACCAACGCUGGAAACCAAUUCCUUGCCUUUCUGUCAUGGUUCUCACCAAGCAUUCUUAUUGCGGUCUACACCAGUCUUCUUAUGCAACAUUUCGCAACCACAAUGGGCGGUUAUGCUCCAGGCCUUACUGAGACUAUCGAGGCUUGGUGGAGCGGCAAUGGCCAACCUGGGAUGAAUGGAAACCUGUGGAAAUGGGUUAACCUGAUUGGGACGAUGGGAUUGUAUGCGGUCGAAUUAUGGCUUGGCCAAGAAGAUGAUAUUGAUGGCGGGCACUGGAAGGUCGAUUGA
This is a messenger RNA of Capronia epimyces CBS 606.96, 1344 nucleotides long. RefSeq lists its product as uncharacterized. Gene Ontology annotation, biological process: septin ring assembly; endoplasmic reticulum inheritance. Bases 1 to 1344 code for a protein of 447 amino acids. The transcript has a single exon. Lineage: Eukaryota; Fungi; Ascomycota; Eurotiomycetes; Chaetothyriales; Herpotrichiellaceae. Gene Ontology annotation, cellular component: perinuclear endoplasmic reticulum; cortical endoplasmic reticulum; endoplasmic reticulum membrane. The record is from RefSeq and is a predicted model, not a curated record.